UCCUGUUGGGCGCUUCCCCGGCUUCUCCCCCAAAACGCGGGGUCGUCCUUCCUAGGCCGGAGGAGUGUCCAUAAGGAGAGUUUAACCUUCUUGAAGAUUUAAGCCUAGCAGUUCAGAGCUAUUCCCAGUCCAAAUGUCUGCAAAAUUGAGAGAAACUUCAAAACUCCUUCCACAAACUUCAGGGGACCCUGACUGCAUUCUGGUAAUGAAGGCGGAAGAGGGAGGGCAGGCCGGUAAUAUGGCCUCCAGCCGCCACUGGAGCAGCUACUACAGCUCAGAGACCUACCGCCAGCGGUUCAGGCAGUUUGACUACCAGGAGACACCUGGGCCCCGGGAGGCUCUGAGCCGGCUCCGGGAGCUUUGCUGUCAGUGGCUGAGGCCAGAGGUGCACAGCAAGGAGCAGAUCCUGGAGCUGCUGGUGCUGGAGCAGUUCCUGGCCAUGUUGCCUGAGGAGCUGCAGGCCUGGUUUCAAGAGAACCGACCAGAGAGUGGAGAGGAAGCCGUGCUGAUGCUGGAGGAGCUGGAGAAAGAGCAUGACGGGGCAGGUGAACAGGUCUUUCUUGGACGAAAUGAGGACAUGCUUGCAAAGAAGCUACCAACUUGUGAAAUCACUCAGGAGACACCACGUAGCCAGCUUAAGCCCACAAAAAAGCAACUGCAGUGGGCAUCGAAGGAGCUUCACACCUUAAGACAAAAUGAUAGAGACACUGGAACUAUAAAUGUGAAAUCAGCUUCAAGGCGAAAGACUUCUUCAGGCAAAGAACUGCAUUACAAAGUUUCUAACACUCUUCAAAUGAAUGCUUCCCAGAAUUUCACAUUUAGAGGAACUUGUGAACAAGAUAGAAAGUUUGAAAGAAGACAGGGAAACCAUCCUCGAAAAAAACAACACAAGUGUGAUCAAUGUGGGAAAGUCUUUAGUCAGAGCUCAGCCCUUAAUCUACAUCAGAGGAUCCACAGUGGAGAGAAACCUUAUACAUGUGAUGUGUGUGCAAAGGCUUUCAGCCGAAGUGCAAUCCUGAUUCAACAUCGAAGAAUCCACACUGGGGAGAAACCCUUCAAAUGUCAUGAAUGUGGGAAAGCCUUUAGUCAGAGCUCGAAUCUUUUCAGACAUAGGAAAAAACAUGCUGGAGAAAAAGUCCCAUCAGUGCUAUGAGGGAGUCAAAGCAUUUACUGAGAACUUUUUCAACAGGGGAGCAGGCACAAGGCACCAAUACUCCUUUAGUAUAAAUCAGUAGUUUCAGUGGGCACCAAUUUCCUUUCAAAGGUUGUAAAAGCCACAGGAGAGAAUGUAGAAUAUUUUCUGUCAGCAUUGUUUGCUUUUCUCCUUUUUAGUACAGUGUCAGUUCAGAUGAUUGAGAUUCUAAAGCUUAAAUAGGAUUUCCAUCCCUAGUGCAACUCUUGAAAAGAUACUCUCAGACAUGUUCUACUGUUUCCAUUAUUAACACAAACA
Molecule: messenger RNA, 1450 nt
Organism: Kogia breviceps (pygmy sperm whale)
Lineage: Eukaryota; Metazoa; Chordata; Mammalia; Artiodactyla; Physeteridae
Source: RefSeq, a predicted model, not a curated record